Messenger RNA from Pristis pectinata (smalltooth sawfish), 3383 nucleotides. It is a transcript of the gene cd2ap, whose product is annotated as CD2-associated protein. The record is from RefSeq and is a predicted model, not a curated record. NCBI's taxonomy places the organism in Eukaryota, Metazoa, Chordata, Chondrichthyes, Rhinopristiformes, Pristidae. The coding region runs from base 283 to 2229 and encodes 648 amino acids. Gene Ontology annotation, molecular function: protein binding. The transcript is spliced from 19 exons.
GCGAGAAAAUCGCUCCCACCUCCUGCCACCUCUGUUCCUUUCCCUUCCUUCGUCCCAGCUCGGACUCUGGGGAGUGGAUCGCGGGCGGCGCAGGGCCGAUGCUGGGACCUCAGUUACAUCCCAUGCGCUGAUCGCUCCGAACUGUGCGGUAGCAGGUUUGCAGCUGGAUACGUUUUCCCACCUCCCCCUCCCACCUCAACGAAUGGACGGCGCCGCCUGCGGAUAGCGAGCCAGGAAGGAGAACGAGAGGAGAGGAGAGGAGCACCGCCAGCAGCAGCAGCCAUGGUGGAGGUUACCGUGGAAUAUGAUUAUGAAGCUGCACAAGAGGAUGAACUUACCCUGAGGGUUGGUGAUCUCAUUAAGAAUGUAAGGAAACUUGAAGAAGAAGGAUGGUGUGAAGGAGAGUUAAAUGGGAAGAGGGGAUUGUUUCCUGAUAAUUUUGUCAAAGAAAUAAGGAGAGACGGGGAUGCAAAAGAAGAAAAUCCAGUGAGCAAACGAGAAAAAUCGGGAAAUGUUGCAAAUCUGGUGCAGCGCAUGAGUACAUUCGGAUUUCCAAUUGGUGGGUUCCCAUCUCAACCCAGAUCUCUCAGAAGAAGAAGAUCGAAAAAGCGACAUUGUGAAGCAACUUUUGAUUACAUACCCCAAAAUGAGGAUGAAUUGGAAAUAAAAACUGGAGAUGUCAUAGAAAUAAUUGAAGAGGUGGAAGAAGGCUGGUGGAAGGGAAUCCUAAAUGAGAAAACUGGAUUGUUUCCAUCAAAUUUUGUUAAGGAAUUGAUUGAUCAGAACGAAGAUGGAGAAACAAAUGAACUAUUGAGUGAGCCAGACAUGGCCAUCAAGGAUUUGAUUGGAGUAGGACCUUCAUCACCAACAUCACCUGUAGAUGUUACAGGAAAUGAGAGCCCAGCAGGAACAGGAACAACAUCCCAACCAAAGAAAAUUCGUGGUUUGGGGUUUGGAGAUAUAUUUAAGGAAGGAUCGGUAAAACUAAAAUCACGAUUAUCUAAUUCUGAAUUGGAGGAUAAAAAAUUAGAAAAGCAAUCCAUUCCAGCAAGUAAUGCAGAGGCUGUGAAAAAUGAACCAGAAAAUAAACAUAAAGGAGAGUAUUGUAAAGCAGUUUUUGCAUAUGAAGCAACCAAUUCUGAUGAACUUAGCAUUAAGGAAGGUGAUCAUAUUCUGCUAAUCAGUAAGGAUACAGGAGACAGGGGAUGGUGGAAAGGAGAACUAAAUGGCAAGGAAGGGGUUUUCCCAGACAACUUUGUCGUCAUGGUUUCAGAAACUGGAAGAGAGGUUAUAGCUGCUCCAAAAGCUCCUUCAAAAUUGCCUCCAAAGCCUGACCUUGAUGAUAAACCAAAAAAGCCGCUGCCACCAACAAAAGGACAAGUUUCAAAACCAGAACCACCUCCAGCUGAAAAGAAGAUGGAAUUUAAAAAGGUUCAUUCAGACAAAACUGAUACAGUUAGUUCAAGGUCUGAAGAGAAAGAUGAUCAGAAGUCAGCUAAACCAGCCGCCCCAAUGGUACCACCCAAAAAACCCAACCUCCCUAUGAAGCAUCAUCCUUUCAGGGGAACUACUCCUCCCAAACGACCAGAGAAACCCACGAUGCCUCUUCCUUUACCCAAAACAAAUGGAGAGGUGCCUUGCAAUCGACCAAAGCCAGACCUUGAUUCAGCAGUGCUUAGACCAAAAUCUGACAUGGUAUCAUCGAUUAUUCGACCAAAGUCGACAGAAGUUGUACUUGACAAAGCUUCUGACAUGGAUCUCAUCAGCUUUGACACUGUAGAAUCCUGUAGUGAGAAACUCACUCACCCAACUGCUAGCAGGCCAAGAUUGCCAGGGAGAAGGCCACCCAGUGUUUUCGUUGUCGGUCAUCAUGUUUUGGUUGAGAGUCAUUUAGAUAAAAAUUCUAAAUCAAUUGAAGAAGAAGCUGAAGAAGAAACUGCCAAACCAAAGCCUUCUGAAAUAAUUAAAAAGCCUUCGUUCAAACAAAAUACUGGAAUAAUGAAUGCUGCUGAGGUGAAGGAGAUAACUGAGGUCGAUGAUAGGAACAAGACUACCGUAGAAGACCUUAAGGCACAAGUAGCUGACCUGAUGACUUUGGUUGAGAAACUGAAGAUCCAGCACAAAAAAGAACUAAUUGAACUGAGGCAUGAAUUUGAAGAAGAAAAGAAACUCCGUAUUUCCUUACAGCUGGAGGUAGACAAACUGAAGAAAGCAGUUCAGCCUACAUGAACUACAUUUUAUUCAAGAUUUGGUACAACUUGCCAAGCUUCAGAUGCUGCUGCAAGUAACCAGGAAGACCAGUACUUAGAAAUGGCUUUUCACUUUUAUUAUGAUCAUGGUCCUUUUUGAAAAUGUCAGAAGUUACAAUCUUUAUAGAGAUGGGUAUAAUUGUAUGAUGUAAAUUUCUUGCCAAUGAGAAUUAAUGAGGCCUUAUAUUGUGCUGGACUCGCAGACCACACAUUCUUGAGGAAUGUUUGUUCGCCUACUGUACUACUGAAUCUGUAUAAAAGGGUAAGAUGUUAAAUUUUUAAUUGAGAUGUAGUUUAAUUUUUUAAUGAAUCUGCUGUUGUAGUUAUGCAAAACUAUAAGAUUUACACAAAUUUUCUGCUCAAGGGGGAGGAGCUUAAUAGUUAUUAGAUGAUUUGUCCUCUACACAGGAAAGGGAAUUUAAUUUUGCUGUAUACAAUUUAUUUUAGCAAUCCUACCCAGGUUAAACACUAUUGUGCCUGAUUGAAGCCUGCAGAUGAAAGUAUUAAAUAUAUAACGUUGGUGUUCAAGGGGCAAAGAUUGUGGACAACAGACCUAUGCAGAGUAGACUAUGUAUUUUCAUAUAGAAGGUUAUAUUACAAAUGUAUUGGUUAUUUACUUGCCAUAAAGGGAGCUUUUGACAUUAAUGGAUCUGAGGAAAUUAGCAAACACCCCAUUUAUCUUUAAUGUAUUCUUUUUGAGUUAUGGUUCUAAACUAUUUUUUCUUUCCCAGUUUUACCUUUGUUCUUUGCUUUCAAUUCAGUUAACAUCUCAGAUGAUGAUAAACCAAUCUUCCUGAAGGGGAAGAAAGAAUGUGUAUUUGCAUUUACACAUACUUUUUUGUUUUCUGAGCCAUCUGCUUCUGGUAUGGUUUAAAACCAAGUGCUCUUGGGGACUGCUUUUCAACAGCUCUUGCUGCCAUAAAGCUCAAAAUAAAUGAUCAGGAAUGACAAUCAUUUUUUUUAAAAAUCAAUGUGUCUUUCUCAUCUGUUACACAAAGGCCGUGCAAUUCAUUAUGUAAAUUCUGUUAUAUUUGGCAUUCGUAGUGUUCUGUUCCAUGUAAACACAUUCGAUUUAUAUUUUUCCUUUUGGCUUUAUUUUCAGGAGUUAUCUUUCAUUAAAGAAUGAGUAUAAUA